CCUAGAUUUAAUAUAAUUUUGAAAAAGUUAGUAGUUUUCCCUGAUCACUGUGGCAUGUAAUAAAUUACUGAACCGUUACGACCUUUGACUGUCAACAUUGGUGAUAACUAGGCUCGAACCAGACGCAGCCUUUUUUUCUGCCAUCGGACAAGAUGAGGACUGAGCUCUGUCAGUUCAGUGGAUUGAAGAUAUACCCCGGUCACGGGAAGCGUUUUGCUCGUCUCGAUGGCAAGGUGUUCAACUUGUUGAAUGCAAAAUGUGCUGCUCUUCUUGUAAAAAAGAAGAAUCCCAGGAAAAUAAGCUGGACUGUGUUGUAUCGUAGGAAACACAAGAAAGGCACAAUGGAAGAAGUAGUCAAAAAGAGGACACGUCGCACACAGAAGUUCCAGAGAGCCAUUCAGGGAGCAUCAUGGAGUGAAAUUCUUGCAAAGCGUAACCAAAAGCCUGAAGUGCGUAAAGCACAAAGAGAGCAAGCAAUCAGGGUUGCCAAGGAGAAGAAGAGGCAGUCUGAGCAAACAAAGAAAUCUCAAAAGCCACAGAAAUCACAACCAAAAAUGAAAACUGCUCAAAAAAUGAGAAAAGCUGCUCCAACCAUGUUUAGUGGCAAAAAAUAAAUUCUAUAAUGUGGAACAGUACAAAAAUUUCCUGGCGUCAGCAA
Messenger RNA from Styela clava, 658 nucleotides. Its product is annotated as large ribosomal subunit protein eL24-like. Gene Ontology annotation, biological process: cytoplasmic translation. The record is from RefSeq and is a predicted model, not a curated record. Gene Ontology annotation, cellular component: cytosolic large ribosomal subunit. Lineage: Eukaryota; Metazoa; Chordata; Ascidiacea; Stolidobranchia; Styelidae. Gene Ontology annotation, molecular function: structural constituent of ribosome; mRNA binding.